AUGCAGUCAUAUAACCCGGCAAAUAGCUUGACAGCUACCACAUCAUAUUCGGAGCAAGAAAUCGUGUGCAUUUGUGAGUCACUGUUCAACGAAGGACUCCAAACUGGAAGAACUGAGCAAUUGGCAACAUUCAUCUACAACCUUCCACAAUGUUACCAGAGUAUGGAAUCUGCUUUGAAAGCCCAGGCACUCGUCUACUACUCCACCCAGAACUGGAAAUCGCUUUACAGACUUCUGGAGUGUCAUAAAUUCUCCCCUCAUAACCAUACAGUUCUUCAGAACUUAUGGCUCAAUGCUCAUUAUAAAGAGGCUGAGAAAACGAAGGAGAGGGAGUUAGGCGCGGUUUGCAAAUAUCGUAUCCGUAAGAAGAAUCCAUUUCCAACUUCAAUUUGGGACGGAGAGGAAACCAAUUACUGUUUUAAAUCGAAAUCAAGAAAUGUGCUUCGUGACGCCUACAAGAAAAAUAACUAUCCAUCGGUGGAUGAGAAGAAGAGGUUGGCCAAUCAAACGGAUCUUUCUGUUAUUCAAGUGUCCAAUUGGUUCAAAAACAAGAGACAGCGUGAGCGAGCAGCUGGCCAGUUGGAUAGAAGCUCUGCCCGAUCCAACGACAGCGAUGAUGGCUCAUCUGGAUGCGAAUCGAAACCAACGCCACUCGAACUUGAUAGCCCUGUCCCACCAUCCAUCCCGAACACUUUCGACAUCCCUCCUUACUAUCCAUCCCCCUAUGGAUUUGCACCCCAAUGUGACUUUUCGUACAUCCAAAAUUUGUGA
Caenorhabditis briggsae is the source of this 771-nucleotide messenger RNA. It is a transcript of the gene Cbr-ceh-34, whose product is annotated as Protein CBR-CEH-34. Gene Ontology annotation, cellular component: transcription regulator complex; nucleus. Gene Ontology annotation, molecular function: DNA-binding transcription factor activity, RNA polymerase II-specific; RNA polymerase II cis-regulatory region sequence-specific DNA binding. Gene Ontology annotation, biological process: regulation of transcription by RNA polymerase II. The record is from RefSeq and is a predicted model, not a curated record. The coding region runs from base 1 to 771 and encodes 256 amino acids. Lineage: Eukaryota; Metazoa; Nematoda; Chromadorea; Rhabditida; Rhabditidae. The transcript is spliced from 6 exons.